AGAGUGCUGAGGACUGCGGAAAAGAUCAUCAGGACUCCUCUUCCUUCUAUCCAGGAAAUCGCAAAAAAGCCGCUGCCUGACCAGGGCUCGGAAAAUCUGCAGAGACUCCUCCCACCCGCACCAAGGACUGUUCUCACUGCUGGACUGUAGAAAGAGGUUCAGCAGCCUCCGUGGCAGAACCCCAAGGUCGAACAAUGUAAGCGCACUCCUCCCUGGUUUACUGCUGGAAAGAAGUAACUGAAUUCAGGAUGAAUGACAUGAACCUGAGUCCAGUGGGCAUGGACCAGCUCAGUGUGUCUUCAGUCAGUGCAAGCCACUUGGGCUUGGCCACUUCACCCCCACAUAAUGCCAUUCCCACACCAGGAAUGCCGGUGGCCAUCCCUAACUUAGGUCCUUCCUUAGGCUCCCUUCCUUCUGCACUGUCCCUGAUGUUGCCAAUGGGACCGCUAGGGGAUAGAGGAGUGAUGUGUGGCCUUCCGGAGAGGAAUUAUUCCCUGCCUCCGCCUCCGUACCCCCACUUGGAGAGCAGCUACUUCCGACAUAUAUUACCAGGUAUUUUGUCCUAUUUGGCGGACCGUCCACCUCCACAGUACAUCCACCCCAGCAGCCUCAACAUGGAUGGAACCCUAUCUGUGUCGAGCAACAACCCCUCAGGUCUUGACCCUUACAGUACAGCAGGCGGCCCUCUAGAGCAAGGCCUGGUUUCCAUGGACUCAAGGCAGGCCAGCGGGCACGGAGACCUGCACCAGCCUGGGGCUCAUGAGCUGGACUCUACAGGGUUAGCAAUGGAGUCACGUGUCAGCAGCCCAAUGUCCCCGGACAGGAUGGGAGAGGAUCUGGCCACCAUGGAUGGGGUCGGGGUGUCAGACACCCAGCAGCAGCUUGGAGGAGGCCGACAGCCACAUGAAGGCCUCCCUGGGGUGGACUCUUCUGGAGGGGUGAUGCCUCUGCAUGGACCUGCUGUGCUGGAGCUCCCUGUGGUGAUGGAGUCUGACCACAUGGGGGGCCGUGUGGGGAAUGCAGGCGGAGGAGGCGCAGUUGGACUCGGGGAGCAGCUUCACUCAAACGGUGAGCUCAGCUCUGGUGUCGUUAGUGUGGUGCUCACGAGUUCCAUAGGCAACCAGGGUCAGCUUGGCCCCGUAUCCCUUCAUGGUCACUCUGGGAUGGGACUAGAUGUUGUAAACGUCUCCCCCAUCACCACUGAGGUAUCACUGGGUCCAGAAAACAUGGUGCUCGUCAACUCCAGCUUACAACUUGAGGAUUCAACUUCAAACAAAGAGGGAAUGGUCGCUGCUUACAUUUGGUGCACACUGUGUGAGCGCUCAUACACCUCAGACUGCCCAGAGCACGGCCCGGUCACCUUCAUCCCAGACACGCCCAUUCAAAGCCGGGCUCGUCUCUCUAUUCCACGCCCACUGUGCCUGCGCAUCUCUGUAGCUGACGAGCCGCUUGGUGUGUUUGCAAGAGACGUCAUUCCGGCAAGGACAUGCUUCGGGCCUAUGGUUGGCCAGCACUGUAGCAACGUGGACCUCCCUGAUUGGCCGGAUAAAGACACACCUCAGAUAUGGAAGAUGUACCACAACAAUGUGCUGGAGUUCUACAUCGUGACAGCAGAUGAGAAUGAAUGCAACUGGAUGAUGUUCGUCCACAAAGCAAGGAACCGUGAAGAGCAGAACCUUGUCGCCUACUCUGCCAAUGGUAAACUCUUCUUCUGCACAACCGUGGAGAUCCACCCAGACCAGGAGCUGCGCCUCCACUACAGCCGAGACUACUGCAGACUGAUGGGUGUUCCUCCUUUGCCUGAGACCCAGCUCUGCCAUUGCGGCAAAGACUGCUCCUCCUUUUCUGACCUCAAGACUCACAUGAGCGGCCAUAGCCAGCCUCCACACAGCCACAGCCCAACACAGCAGGACUUGCAGCAGCAGGAGCAACCACCUCAACAACAACAGCAGCAGCAGCAUGAGAAGCUAACCAACGGGACCUCAAGCUCUUCUUCCUCCUCUCCUUGGCCCGGCCACACGGCAGCACAGACUAACGGCGACAACUGCAACAGGAGUGACAAUAAUCAGAAUAGCACUACUAUUACUACUACUACAACUACUCCUACUAGGACUACCCCCAGAACAAACUCAAAGAGUCAGGUGCGGGAGAAGAAGUUCAAGUGCAGCAUGUGUUCCCGGGCUUUCAUCACGUCCACCAAACUCAACGUGCACUUCAUGGGCCACGUGGGCAUGAAGCCUCAUAAGUGUGAAUAUUGCAGCAAGGCUUUUAGCGAUCCCAGCAACCUCAGGAUGCACCUCAAAAUUCACACAGGUCAAAAGAACUACAGAUGCACGGUUUGCGAGAAGUCGUUCACGCAGAAGUCCCACGUGGCGUCACACAUGCUCAUACACACCGGCGCCGAGAAGCUGAAGUGUGACCUGUGCGAGCGGACUUUCAUCAGAAAACAGGACCUGAACCAGCACAUGUUGUCUCACACGCACGAGCGUCGCAUCCAGUGUCCCAAGUGCAACAAGCAUUUCAUGAAGACCAACCACCUGAAGAAGCACAUGAACUCCCACGAGGGUCGCAGAGACUUUGUCUGCGAGAAGUGCCACAAGGCCUUCCUCACCAAAUACCACCUCACUCGACACCUGAAGAUAUGCAAAGGGCCCAAGACGGAACGCUCGUCCCGCAAGGAGCAACGCGAAGAGGAAGAGGAGGAGGAGGAAGAAGAGGAGGAAGAGGAAGAAACAGACGACGGCGGCGACGGGAGAGGAAGCGCCGAAAGACUCAUGGACUCUGGCAGGAAUGAAGACUGUCGUUUAGAUGUUGGAGGAUAUAACUCUGAAAAGUCCCUGUCACCUCCUCAUUAAGUUAAAUUAUUCACACACAAUACCUUAGACCAGGGGUGUCCAAACUUUUUCCACAGAGGGCCGCACACGGAAAAAUUUAAGCAUGCAAGGGCCAUUUUGAUAUUGUAUUUUCAAACCAUAACAAAAUAUAUGGAUUUUUUUUAAUACUUAGUGCUCGUGGGGAGCAUAGAGGGUCUCAGUCACUAAAAUGUUAAAAAUUAGUAAAAUUUUAAUUAUUUUUUAUUUAAUGCUUACAGUAAAUCUCUAUAUCAACUUGAGGUAUAUAUAAGGUAAAACAAAUAAGGUUUUAUGCCUUUUCUGUCAAAAACAACUUGGUUUUUAAUAGUAAAAGUAAUGAAAUAUGCAGUAUUUAGAUAAAUAGAUAGAUUGAUUGGCAACACUAAAAUUGGCCCUAGUGUGUGAAUGUGAGUGUGAAUGUUGUCUGUCUAUCUGUGUUGGCCCUGCGAUGAGGUGGCGACUUGUCCAGGGUUUACCCCGCCUUCCGCCCAAUUGUAGCUGAGAUAGGCGCCAGCGACCCCAAAAGGGAAUAAGCGGUAGAAAAUGGAUCGAUGGAUGUUCUUUAUUGAUUCCUUCAGGAGAGUUCCUUUAUUCAGCAAUUAAAGCCCUCAAAGAUCAAUAAUGCAGGACACCAUUGAUUUUAAUGAUUUAAUAUUUUUGAGUAAUCACAGUGAAAAGUUUAAAAAAAUCCUACUAAAUAUAUUUGAGAUCCAAAAGGUUCCCCACUCAUAAAGUGAUACAUUUUUAUUAUUAUUUUUACUUUUAACACUUAAAUUUCAAAAUCUACUUCCUAUAUAUCUGUCGAUUUUAAGUUUUAACUAUUAUUUUUUUUGUUUUAUGCUCUUUUGUCAAAACUUUGAUGUUUUUAUAUGGCGACCACACAACAUAUGCAAUAUUUUUUCCACAUAAAACAUUUUAAAGUGAUAAUUUUUAAGUAAUAAUUCAUUAUUACAUAGAUUUUUUAGUCCUUUUUUUUUUUGAGCAAUGGAAAAAAAAGAAAAUAAAGACAAAAGUCAACAUUGAAACUUUUUCUCAUUAGAUUUCACCUCAUUCCACUUUAUUUUUUAAUUUUUUUAAUUUUUGCAAUACUAUCAAUAUUGCAAUUUUUGCAGAAUGUGUGGCGGGCCGGUUAACGAUUAGCUGCGGGCCGCAAAUGGUCCCCGAGCCGCACUUUGGACACCCCUGCCUUGGAUUAAUAUUUACCUCCGCUUGUUGCAUACAUUUGCCUUAUUAACCAGCAUGUUGGAUUUUACAUUUAUAUUUUCUCUUAAGCAUAUCAGAGCUGCUAAAAUAUUUUUGUAAUACAAGAAAAUGUACAUCUUGAGUUUGAUUAUAUUUCAUUUCCUUGAUACUCAUUUAACUGUGGUCAAUAUUGGGCAAUGUGUAAUUAUUAUUUGUACCAUACUUUAACUCACUCUCUUUCAUAGUCACUUUUUAAAUUAAAUUGUAGCUGCUUUGUGCAUUUAGUUAUCAUGUACUGUUAUUUAUCAUAAGGAGAUGUUGGGGCAUUAUGCGAACCUUAAUUCUAAAGAUAAUUUAAUAGUGCCAGUGUGUUUGUUGCAUACCAGAUUAUUAAAUGCUCAUUUGAAUUGUAAGCAAA
Molecule: messenger RNA, 4452 nt
Organism: Nerophis ophidion (straightnose pipefish)
Lineage: Eukaryota; Metazoa; Chordata; Actinopteri; Syngnathiformes; Syngnathidae
Gene: prdm4
Product: PR domain containing 4
Exons: 12
Coding region: 249-2855 (868 amino acids)
Biological process (GO): regulation of transcription by RNA polymerase II; cell fate commitment
Cellular component (GO): nucleus; cytoplasm
Molecular function (GO): DNA-binding transcription factor activity, RNA polymerase II-specific; RNA polymerase II cis-regulatory region sequence-specific DNA binding; histone deacetylase binding
Source: RefSeq, a predicted model, not a curated record